Protopolystoma xenopodis is the source of this 573-nucleotide messenger RNA. The record is from the annotation of a GenBank genome assembly. Lineage: Eukaryota; Metazoa; Platyhelminthes; Monogenea; Polystomatidea; Polystomatidae.
AUGCUCAGACAACUAGUCCCAUAUUCCGGUAGAAAAGACGAUCCAACCAUACGCCACAUGUUUGUGUUCACCCUCCCUCGUCGUGACGACGAGGCUAGCAAACCACCUCCAACUGCGGUUUCCAAGACAACUGCACACGAGCAGAUGGUCCAGCUCUUACCAAUGCACCCUGUGGAUUGAAAGUGUCCUAAAGUUUGGAUUCCGCCAGGACACGUGACAAAGGUCUCAUCUGCUGCAUGUGCUAAUUACUAUUGUAUGAUUCGACCCUUAUUGUGGUCGCCAGGAGCCCGCAUGGGACGACAAGUGCAGGAGGGGAUGAAUGGAGUGCAGCAGCCGGAUCGGUCUCGAAGGUACCAGCCAGGCGAAACAAAAGCCAACUUGUGCGCCCGCCCCCAGCGUGUAGCUUCAAGGAAAAGUGGGCAAAGUGCAAAACCUGUCAGGCCGAGUCUGCCGAUUCGAUUGGCUGGCCAGCUGACCGGGCACUCGAAUGAAGCCAUCCCGUUCGCCCCAUUGGCGGAUUUCGGUCAACCACCAACAGUCAACAGCCAAUCAGAAGCCUCCAACUCAUGCUGA